Messenger RNA from Lytechinus pictus (painted urchin), 5694 nucleotides. RefSeq names its product zinc phosphodiesterase ELAC protein 2-like. Gene Ontology annotation, biological process: mitochondrial tRNA 3'-end processing. NCBI's taxonomy places the organism in Eukaryota, Metazoa, Echinodermata, Echinoidea, Temnopleuroida, Toxopneustidae. The record is from RefSeq and is a predicted model, not a curated record. Gene Ontology annotation, cellular component: mitochondrion. Gene Ontology annotation, molecular function: 3'-tRNA processing endoribonuclease activity. The coding region runs from base 327 to 3032 and encodes 901 amino acids. The transcript is spliced from 24 exons.
ACUUAGAGCAGGAUUUUUUGCAGGGCCGGUCAGCGCCGCGCCGCGCCGCGGCCGCCGGAGCUCCAGGGCCGCGCGCCUCGCCGGGUUUGUUGAAUUUAGCUGGGCAAUGUAUUGCGCAAUUUACCGUGUUACACGCGAUCUCAUCAUUCAUAGACCUCUGACAUGUCUGAGUCUGACUCUGAGAGACGAUUUGCAAUAUAUUUGAAAUAUCAUACUAGUGUAUUUCGUUCCAUCAAUUGCUCACUGACUUCUUAAGAACCAUCAGCUGUAAUCAGACCGGUCAUCAGGAUGCAGAUUUGCAGAUUGCAGUGCGAAAUCAAGAAUUUAUGAAUCAAUUAUCAUUACCAUUCACCAGCAGCUUACUCACAUUCGCAAUCAAAGGCACAGUCAGAAACUUUUCUCAGAAUGUGAUUUUUAGGAAUAACAUCAAAGUCAAACAGUAUGUGACAGCUUUUGCAAGUUUCAGCUGGAAGCAUUCAACGAAGUUGGAUCUACAUUCGCAGCGUGUGAGAACAGUGUACUCUUGCUCAGAAACAGUUGAAACACUAAUACAAAACAGACAAAGGCUUACCCCCCAAAAGUGGGCCUAUUCAUCACAGUUUGUGAGGACUGCAUCACACUGGGAGAUGGCAGCGGACAAGGCAAAAUUGCGCUUUCUGAAGAACAGGGAAAAGAGAGCGCAACUAGAUAAAGCACCACAGCAGAGUUCAGUUGUGUCACUGCAAAUUAUAGGAAAUGGAUCCAUUGACUGUCCUCCCUCAGUGCUUGUCAUCUCCGAUACUUCUAGAUACCUUUUUAACUGUGGAGAAGGAACCCAGAGGCUGCUAAUGGAGUGUGGGACGAGGAAUCUAUCCAAACUUGAACACAUAUUCCUUACCAGAAUGACAUGGGAGAAUGUUGGUGGAGCAAUAGGGAUGACCAUCACGCUGAAGAAUAUUGGAAUUCCACGAGUGACAAUGUAUGGACCACCAAACAUGGAAGAAUUCAAGAAAGCGCUACAAAUAUUUGCAAAGCACGAGGCCAUUGACAUCAAUCUAAAACCGUACAGUGAAGGACCAUUUAAGAAUGAAACCAUGGUUGUGACUACCGUCCCUCUGUUCUCAACUAAGAAAGAAGCUACAGCAGUAUCAACUGGAACCGAAGAUGCCCAAGAAGACGAUGGCUGCCCUGGAACCAGUGAUGGGGAGGAUGAUGUCUCCCCUAUGCCAGAUGAUGAUCUAGGAAUGAAAAGGAAAGCUGCAGGCCCAUUGGAUGUGAUAGCUGACAUGAAUGUAAAGCCGCAAAAUAUGGGCUCCUCUGCUAAGAAGAGGAAAACAGAACGACCACCAGACAUGACUAUUGCUUAUAUUUGCAAGUUACAUGAUAAACCUGGAAAGCUACUAGCCCAGAAAGCCGUCCAGAUGGGACUCAGACCGAAUCUUCAUUUUGAGCAUGUCAAAUCUGGUAAAUCUGUAACACUGGAGGAUGGGAGAGUGAUAAAAGCUGAAGACGUCUUGGGCCCAGUUACACCUGGUCAAGUUUUUAUCGUUCUAGAAUGUCCAUCGGAAGAUUUUAUUGAACCAGUUGUUAGCAGUGAUGCUUUCAAUGGUUAUUUUAGUGGUUGUGGUGAUGAUACAGCUAGUUUGGUCCUACAUAUAUGUCCUGAGGAGGUCUUGAAGGAUGAAAGAUAUCAACAGUGGAUCAGCAGAUUUGGAACUGAUACAGAGCACGUAAUCUUCAACAAGUCGUGUGAGAGUCUGAGGUUGGAUGCCAGCAGAGGGCAGCAGACAUUACUCAAUCAACUCCACGAAGGCAUCUUUCCUGUUCUACCAACUCACACAUUAAAAGCCGCACCCACACCACUACAGAUCAAGAUCAAUGGUAGCGAAUCAACUGCUAAAUUGGAAUAUGCAGAGAUCUACAAUAAACUUCAUCUUAAACCAGCCAAAGGAUGGGAAAGAAACUUCAUAAUCUCUGAAGACAUGCAGAGAUACUUGAAUGAGCUGGGACCGUUGGAGGAGUUCCAGGAGAGUCUGAGGACACUCAAAGCAUCACCAGAAAUGAAUGGCCAUACUAAGUCGAUGGAUCAGAAGUACCCCGAGGUCCUUUUCCUAGGUACAGGAUCAGCCAUGCCAAACAAGGCUAGGAAUGUCUCUGGGAUCCUUCUCAGCUUCAGUGAGAACAAGUCGAUGAUCAUGGACUGUGGAGAGGGGACGUUUGGUCAGCUGUGUCGUUACUAUGGUGAUAAGGUCGAUGAUGUCAUAGCUAGUAUCCAGUGUAUCUUCAUCUCCCAUAUCCAUGCUGAUCAUCAUGCUGGGCUUAUAAAUCUUCUGAAACAUUGGAAGAGAGUUACAGAUUCUGAUGAUUCUGGAAAUAAUCUGAUCUUGAUCGGUCCAAAGAGGAUGUUUAUCUGGCUCAAUCUAUUCAAUGCUCACUGUGAGUCAUUCAUCAAGAGGACCAGGUUUGUUGAACUAGCUGACCUGAACAACAACCAACAAGGCGAGAGAUCUCGACAUGAAGCUUCUCUGUUGUCAAGGUUCAAUCUCAAAGAGUUCAACACAGUGUAUGUAAGACAUUGUGCUCAUGCCUUCGGAGUAACCCUAACCCAUCAAGACGGCUGGAAGAUGGUGUAUUCUGGAGACACCAUGCCCUGUGAUAACCUCAUCAAAGCAGGAAAGGGAGCUGAUCUGUUGAUUCAUGAAGCAACAUUGGAGGAUGGUAUGGAAGAAGAGGCAAAGAAGAAAAGACAUAGCAUGAUCUCUGAGGCCAUAGAAGUUGGCCAAGCCAUGGAGGCCAAGUUUCUUCUCCUAACUCAUUUCAGCCAACGCUACCCCAAGGUACCUCUCAUCCAGACAUCCUCGACCAGCAAGAUUGGAAUCGCUUUUGAUAAUAUGAGAGUUUCCUUCUCGGAGCUGGACCUGCUUCCUCGAUUCCUUCCGACCCUCAAGUACCUCUUUGCAGCCGAGAUCCAGGAACUGGAGGUCCUCAGAGAAAAGAAGGCGGAGAAGAAAGGGAUCAACAAACAAGCGAACAAGAUACAACCCACAUCAUGACAUUUGUGAACGGAACCGACUUGCUAUCUGCAGCUAGAACUUUCAAAGUGAUCGGAAGUGUGCUGUACUCGUCAAUGUUUCCUACAAUAUGACACUCUUUCCAACAAAGUGCACAGGUAGUUAUUCAAUGAAUGUAAGUUACAGCAGCUAUCCCGCCACUGUACACUCAUUCUCAGAGAUGGACUUGCCUCCGCGAUUCCCUCCUGCCCUUUAAAGGUCAAGUCCACCCCAGAAAAAUGAUGAUAUGAAUAAAUAGAGAAAAAUCCAACGAGCAAAACGCUAAAAACUUCAUCAAAAUCGGAUGUAAAAUAAGAAAGUUAUGACUUUUUAAAGUUUCGCUUAUUUUUCACAAACAGUUAUAUGCACAUCUCAGUGACAUGCAAAUGAGACAGUCGAUGAUGUCCAUCACUCACUAUUUCUUUUGUUUUUUAUUGUUUGAAUUAUACAAUAUUUCAUUUUUUACAGAUUUGACAAUAAGGACCAACUUGACUGAACCAUAAGUAUUAAAACAAUGCUAAUUCCACAUGUUCAGGGAGGAAUUAAUCUUUGUUUCACUUGACAAUGAGGAGAAAAUUAGAAUAUUUCAUAUUUCAUGUAAUGAAAUACAAAAGAAAUAGUGAGUGGAUGACGUCAUCAGUCUCCUCAUUUGCAUACCGACCAGGAUGUACAUAUAACUGUUUUGUGAAAUUAAGCAAAACUUUAAAAUGUCAUAACUUUCUUAUUUUACAUCCGAUUUUGAUGAAAUUUUCAGUGUUAUGCUUGUUGGAUUUUUCUCUUUUUAUUCAAAUCAACUAAUGGUUGGGGUGGACUUGUCCUUUAAGUAUCGUAGAGAACAACAAGCAAACAAGGUAUCACACCCGUCAUGACAUAUGUGAACGGAACCAACAUGUACCUGCUGUCUGCAGCUAGAACUUUCAAAGUGAUAUUAUUGCAGAGAAGAAAGGAAUCAGCACACUACAAGCAAACAAUGUAUCAACCACAUCAUGACAUAUGUGAACAGAACCGUUUACUUGCUAUUUGUGGCUCAAAAUUUCAAUAUGAUAUCAAAAAUUUGUCUUUGAUGAAGCUUGGAAAAUUUGAAUCUUGAAUUUCUCGCCCUGUAUCAUGAUUCAACUUGAUUGUCGUCUGGUAUUAAUUCUACACCAGAUCACUUUGAAAUUCACCUCUUAAAUGAUGGCCUUGUUUCAGGAAAAAUAUGAUUUUUUGUGAAAAAGCAAUCUGUCAAGUUGCCUUUUCUAUGUCUUUGCAGUAUAGUUCAUCCAUGCUUGUGUGAUACAGCCAGCCCAGCCGUUUGUUGUACGUCAAGGGGGGAGUCUAUUGGGUCUUCUAAAAUAGCUUGGUUCACACGAUAUACAUCUAUCAAUUCAAAAAUUGGUGUAAGAUGGUAAGACCUACAGAUUUGACUUGUGCUCACCAGGAACCUAUAUACAAGCUCUUUCAUAUGUAAGAUUUGGCUACGUGUUUGGAAUGAGUCCACUUUCCAUGUAGCGAGUCUAGUCUGUUGGCAUGCUUGCCUCUUACUUUUUUUAAUGAUAUAAUAGACAGGAUAGUUGUAAACUAUAUUUUAUAUACAGUAUUUGCACAUAUAUGACUGUGUUUCAAUUUCACACAUUAUGUUUCCAGUGCCUUUGGUUUUCCUGUUCAAGAAUAUCUAGUUUCAAGGACAGAAAUAAUGCCCAUCACAAAAUUAUAUUUUAGAAGAUGUAACCAAUCAAUUUUUCAGAAAAUGUAUAUUUCACAAAAAUUGAUUUAUUGAUUAGUAAAUCAAUUGAGAUUUUUUGCAGAUCGAUCUUUUUUUUAUCACAAACCAAUGUGUAGUUUGUAAUAUGUAUGUAGAGCAAUUCCAUGAUAUAACCAGCCUUUUCAGACAUAGAACCCCAUUUUUCUAUGUUCCUUACUUCACUUUUACUGCUCAUGAAUAUUUGAGAAUAAUGCAACUCUUUAAAAAUGAAUUUCAAGGCCCCUAUUGUAGGGGGUUGGACAUACACACUUUAAUUUGGAAUUGCCCAGUAUUAAGCUAGUUGCUCAUCAGUACGUGGAAAGUACAACCAUCAGUAUAACCGAUCAAAUGUUUUAUGAAAUUCAUCAGGGACAGAUUUCCCAAUGUGAUAGGUUCAUGAUGCCAUGAUAAAGAAACAUAACACUUAUUUGCCCCUCCUGCAAUGUAUUAAAUAACAUUGAGGCCUUUAGUCAUAAACUUUCAUUUGAAAUAUUUGGUUUUGCCACGUUCUUUGAACUCUUGAAGGAAUUAAGUCAACUCUUAUUUUCCAUUAUGACUUGUUUCUUGUAUGAAAUAUUGACGAAAUUUCAUUACAGAUAAAUCAUGACAUCAUGACAAUCAAUCUGUCUGCAAGAAAAUGACAAAUCUAUUUGGUCUCCCCAGGCUAUGCAUAAGAAUGAGGAUUGUACUCACUUUGAAACAGAAAUGUUUUGCGUAAUGUACUGCGUUAACUCGUUUUGUUCACCAAUCGCUCAGGAUUAGUGUGAAGGAAUGACGUCAUAAGAAGGGCGCAAAUUGCGUAAUUAUGAAACACACAAAUUGAAUAUUGAGCAUAUGGUUGCGUUACAUCAAAGACACUACAAGGGAAAGACUGGACAGAUAAUAGAGCGCAUGCACAUAAUAAAACACUCGGGAAGAGCGCCCAACAGCGUCGGGUUAGUA